Molecule: messenger RNA, 4221 nt
Organism: Bacillus rossius redtenbacheri
Lineage: Eukaryota; Metazoa; Arthropoda; Insecta; Phasmatodea; Bacillidae
Product: zinc transporter ZIP1-like
Exons: 6
Coding region: 2319-3329 (336 amino acids)
Biological process (GO): zinc ion transmembrane transport
Cellular component (GO): plasma membrane
Molecular function (GO): zinc ion transmembrane transporter activity
Source: RefSeq, a predicted model, not a curated record
AAUUCUAAACAUACAUUUUUCUUACUUAAAUUAAAAAUUUUCUUUUACUGUGUAGUUAAAUCUGAUAUUUUUAUUAAACUAACAUUUACUGUACCUUAUCCUGAAGCUGGAGCGGAGUGACAUUUUCUCAAAACAAAAAAAAAACACCUUUUUCAUUACCUGAAAUAUUUUUUGAUAAUUCUGUCAAGACAAGUAGCUUUUAAACAAGUGUUAAUUCAGUAUUAACAGUUCUGAAGAUGUUAACUUAAUUUUAUUAUUUUUUAAAAGGGUAUUAUUAAAUCGUUAGAUACAUAAUUUCUUAAUGUUAAACUUACACAGGAAUGACAAAAGUCUAUAAAGUUCUUAAUUUAAUUCAUCUCAAGUGACACAAGUUGAGAUGUACUAGAAGGUGUGCAUAUUUGUGGUUCGCAAAACAUCAAUUUUUCCAUGUGUGAUUCUGGAGUAUUAAAACAAUAAACUAAUUCCUCACAUCAACGUACAAACGCACUUCGAAUGUAGUGAUAUAUACUCACUAAAUCUUGUUACUCUAAAUAGUCUCAAAUUCUGGGGUUUCAGUGCUUGGUGUGAAUAGUACCAGAAUAUUUAACGAAAACAGUUCAAUCGGCAAAGUUCGUGUAUGCUCGUGUCUUUUCGGCUGUCUCAAGUAAGUGCUUCGUCAAGCCGUAAGAACGGCAAACAAGCUCUUGCUUGAGCAUGCAGUCUUCCUGAAGCUCGUCUUUUUCGUGGACUAUGAAACGUGGAGAUUGAAAUCGCUGCCUUGAGAAACAAGACCGUCUUCGUCAAGACGGUCUCAAGACAUUGCUCAAGAUGCGACUAUAAAUACCAGCCUUAAAGUGCACGGCUCUGAUUUAGUGCGCAGUCUUCUAGUUGUGCAUAAACAUACUAUGGGACUAGGGCGGUAACCAUAACAUUAUAUGGCGGGGAAAUGAAGAUAAAGACGUAAUACGACACCCUUGAGUGCUUUCAAAAAUAUGUACUGGGUCUUUCAUGUCUGAAAAUUACUUAUUAACAUACGUUUUAGUCAUUUUCACUCUUGUAAAAAUACAUUUUAAAAACAAAAUCCGGAGAACCUAACUACUCAUUUGUCCUCAGCGUAUUCUUAAAAUGCUUUUCUUAAACAGACGCCAGUCGGAUAUCUUGAGCAGUUUUCAAAUCGAAUGGUUUCUUCUGAAGCUCUGCACAUCGUAUAUGUGCCUGGGUGGGCGGGGGCCUUAAGGGCCGUUUAGGUUUAACCCUCUAAUAACCUAGUCGUAAACGAGACGUAAAACUCAAAUUUUAAAUGUCAUUCCAACAUCUUGGUGGGUGGUGUUUAAGGACAUUAAAAACGUUUUCGGAAGCUUUUUAAUAUAUCGACUUAAUUAUAUGACUCAUUUGAAGGCAUACAGGCUAAUAAUAUCAGUACAUAAAUAAUGGUGCAAAGUCUAUUGUAACGCUAGAUUAUUGGGUCUUAUGUUUACGCACAUAUGGUAAAGUUAACAGAACCACCUAGAUUAAUGUCAGCUACAAACGUCUUGGUUACCAACUUGUUCUCAUACAAUAAAGUAAUGGCAUUUAUGGGAACUGAACCCACGACCCUCGCUACAUAAGCCUGACGAGUUAGUGAUCACAGCCAUCAUGACUUAUCACAUUUCCAUCACAAAUUUAUGGGAGACUGCUGUUUAUUCCACAAUAAAUCCUAGUUGGAAGUACGAAAAACAUUAGUUAUAAUACAGUUCAGUUUACGUAUCUUUGUAUCUUGAAAACCUUAAUUCAUUGUGACCUACAGUUUGAUUGUAAGAUUUCAUUUACAAGUUAAAAAGUUUUCUAAAACGUUCUCUCCUAUUUAAAUCCACGAUCUGAAUUUGAAAGUGCCAUAGCCUUCAAUGCUAACAUUUUCUUUUUCUUUUUAACCUGGCCUUUGUAAAAUUUAAUUGCCGCUAUCAAAGACCUCUACAAUUUACAACCGUCUUUACCUCACCUAUAUCACACCCCGCCAGGUCCCGUCUUGCGAUCGGCAGAGCAAGUAAAAACAGAUUGUGCAUGGUAACUGACAUCUCACCAUAAAUCCUUCAGUGCCUUCAUAUCUAAGAUCAGCUCCACAGAUACCAGAGGCCAAUGUCUGGAUGACAACAUCAUAAUCUAAGUGUUCUGUCUUAUCAGACAAAACACACAUGUAUAUAUCUCAGACCCAGAUGGCUGUGCUUUAAUUUUAUACCGGUUGCAAGGAGAGACACGAUCGACUGUUAAAGAGGAGAGAGCUGGAGAGUGUAGACGACUGAGAGAAGGCAGGAGGUUGAAUCGGUUGAAGUCUGUUGGUAGGUAACGUGCUAGCACCAAGGAUGAGCUCCAGCAACGGCACCGCGGACGGAGAGCUGGUGACGGCCAAGGUGGUGGCCAUGGUGACGCUGGGCUCCACCUCGCUGGUAGUGGGCGCUACGCCCAUAUUGCUGGCGCGCUGCUGCGGCUGGGCUGGCGUGGACGGCACGAUGGCCAUGUCGGGCCGGGCGCGCUCCGCACUCAACUUGCUGCUCUCCUUCGGCGGCGGCGCGCUGCUCAGCACCACCUUCCUGCACCUCAUGCACGAGGUUUCUGAGGCUGUGGAGAAUCUGCAGGCGAUGGGUGACCUGCCGAGCACGCCCUUCCCUCUGCCACAGUUCAUAAUGUGCUGCGGGUUCUUCACCAUCUACCUGGUGGAGGAGCUGGUGCACCUGUACGUGCACAAGCAACACGACCACCCGUCGCCCACGGCCUGCGCUGAGGUGGACAUGGUCAAGGAGCACAUGGAACACUCGGAGAGCAGCAAGCACACGAGCCACAGCCACCUCGUCGUGCAUGGUGACCCGAGCCAGAAGCUGGUCAACUCUGUGCGAGGGUUCCUGAUCGUGCUGGCGCUGUCCAUCCACGAGCUGUUCGAGGGCCUCGCCGUGGGGCUGGAGCGGACGGCCGGCGACACGUGGUACAUGCUGGGCGCCGUCGCCGCCCACAAGCUCGUCAUCGCCUUCUGCGUGUCCGCCGAGCUGGUGAGCACGCGAGUCGACACCUGGCUGGCGCUGCUCUACUCCGCCACCUUCUCGCUCGUCACUCCCAUAGGCGUGGGUGCGGGGCUGGCGCUGACGCGGGGCGGCGCCGGCUCGGCGGACGGAGGCGCGCCCAACGCGGUGCUGCAGGGGCUCGCCACGGGCACCUUGCUCUACGUCGUCUUCUUCGAGAUCCUGCAGCGCCAGCGACGGCUGGGCGGCGCCGAGGGCCGCUUUUCGGGCCUCAGGCAGCUGCUGGCCGUCGCCGCGGGCUUCGCGGUCAUGAUGCUGCUGCUCUCCACCGUUGGACAUGAGCGCGAGCACAGCCACUAGGGGCGAGAAUACUGACGGGCGUUUGACGUGUCAACGUCACGCGACGGGAGCGCCGCGGGCUCUUCCGGCAGCCAGCAGCGUCAGGGAGAUCGAGCUGUCACUCCCGAAGAAGCUCCGUCGCGCUGGCGUUGCCCGAUCUGACGGCACUCAGCGGAACUGACGAGAGUGCGAACCGCGUCGGCGGGAGUGAUAACAAAUCAUUCUAGGCCCUUUUUUUAUUGUUGACUAUUAUGGACGACUUAAGUGCGAAAGAUCAAGUUACUCUUUUAAGUUUGCGUUGGUGGUUUGACAAUACAGACGCAUAUUCGUUGUAGGAUAUUGUUUUUAUUUUUUUUAAUUUUAUUUGUUUGUUCUUGUGGAUGUGGAUGCCGAAGAACUGUCGCUGAUAAAAAAGAAAUAAACACUGAGAGUAAACUCUGAUUUCAAAAAAACAAUUACUUCAAUUUCAUUAUUACAAUAAUUUUCAGUUCAAACUGAUUGGUAUAAAUUAAUGUUCUUUACAGGGCUGCUUGGGUGAUGUCUUGAAGCAUAUAUUAAAGUAAAUCUGUUAAGAGAAAAAAAAUGACUUUGUAACUAUUUGUUAGAUCUGGAAUAAUAAAAUAAACUCAAAAUUAAAAAUUAAGAAAGUUGAAUUCGUUUAUCAAUUCUAUUAUGUUGUAUUCGGAAAAAAGAAACGAUUUAUCGAUAAUAACAAGAACUAAGUAUUUAUUAGUUAAAAUUUAAUGUUUUAAAAUAUCUAACUGUAUGAAAAUAAGUAAGUAAUAUUGUUAUUGAAUUGUUAUUAUUCAUAUUGAGCGAUGCAAUAAAGGUUUUAUGUGUUCAUGGUACACUAUGUUAAGUUAUGCUUAAUGGCGGAUAAAUUGCCAGAUAGUUUAUACCCCUAGGUGAACGU